GUACAAUUCAAACCUAAAACCAACUAUUCACCAUACUAAACAGGGUUUGAUUUUAUUUCAAGUUUAUGAUGUUGUUUUAUGAUUUCAGAUCUCAACGAUUUUAUAUGAAUUUUAGUUGAAGCUAAACCUUGUACUACUUUGUAAGUUAACAAGUAAAUACAGUAAACAUACAUAGUUUAAUACCAUGCGCUUAAUUUUCCGGGGUUAACAAUAUAUGUUGUACUUUAAAACUCUAAUAAAACAAUCGUAUAAAAUUCGAAAGGUGUUUGGACUGUUACCAAAUACCUGGUUUAUAAAGUCCUAUUCAGUGUGUUUUACUAGUUUGCGCAUGCGUUUUCUAUUUCGGGAGUGGUUCACAGGAUCAACAAGUAAAAGAAUUCGUCAUAAAAAUAUCGCAAUAGACGAAGACAAAUUGAAAAUGGAAGGACAAGGAAAGAAGUCAGGAGGCAGUUGUGCCAUGGCGUUUACAUUGAUUUUCAUCGGGGCGGCAGUCGGAUGUGGUAUUGCUGGACUCAUAACUAGCAGCUGGAUGGUGGCCGACAGAAAUGGGACACAACUAAAUCUCGGAUUGUGGGAAAGUUGUCCAAAAGGUACAAAUUGGUUCGGUGGGGCAGAACCAGAACCGGAGCCAGAAAAUACAAAUGUGACAACCCCAGAGCCAGGACCUGAGCCGGAAGCUAUACCAGAGCCAUUUGAUGGAUCAUGUGAUGUUUUCAUUGUAGAGCAAUUUGACAGAUUGGACCCCUGGAUAAUCACCUGUACCAUCAUUUCAACAGUGGGAGUUGUAUUCGCUCUUCUUGCCUUUUUCAUCGCCAUUGGAACACUAUGUUUCGCUGGUAACAAACACCUGCAUAUAUUCCUCAUGAUUGUGGCACUUUUUGCAGGUUUGCUUUUGUUUGUUGCGGUUGCCCUUUAUGGGGCUAAUGCCAAUCCUACUACGGGCGCUUACAGUUGGGCUUUAUCUACUGGAGCCACCAGUAUGAACUUUGGCUACUCCUACUUCCUUAUGAUUACCGCAUGUUUCACUAGCAUCAUUGGAGGUAUCUGUACACAGCUUUUGAUACAGUCCAGAUUCGAUUAAAUGGAACUCAGUGCUAAUGGGAGUGCUGAUAGAACACUGAAUAAAUCUGAUCUGAUGAACAUGUAAAAUACAAUAGAAGGGGAUUAUCAUUGAACGACUAUAACAACUAUACAAUCGUUGUUUCUUCAGAGGAAUUGUACACAUUCUAGCGUUGGUCCUUCAGGAGAGUUAACUUCAAAAGAGUGUUGGUCACUUUGAAGGACUAACUAUACCUAUACUAGCUAUAGAACUUCUUUCAUAAUAAUUUUACCUUGCAAAGUAUUAGUUCUUCAGAAGAACUAAAGAAAAGUAACAAUGAGAUUAUAAAAAAGUCUGGACAUUUUAAUAAACAGUUUUUGUUUAAGCAUUAAAAACCAAGUGAAUUAUAUGCAAACACUACAAUGAAUGUGGUAUGUCGUUCAGCGAACAGUGAUUUUUUAAAGAAAGUGUUAUACUUUAAGUGUUAAGUGUUAUACUUUCCAACUUUUACAAAUGAGUUUAUAUUUUAACACGGAAUUAAGUAUUAUAGGCGUUUUUAUCUAAGAAGCGUGUAUGAAUCAUGCACAAUGAUUCAUGUGAAAACUGUUAGGUGGUUGGAUGUAUGAAUGUAUAAAGGAGAAGUAUGUGUAUAUAUAUUUAAGGUGAAGUCCUAUUGACUGAAAAACCUCAAUGAUCUACUUUAUUUUAUAGUAUGUACAAAAUGGUACUUUGAUAACUAUUUCUUUCUAUAAAAUGAUAAAAUAUUCGUAGUGUUAACUUAGUAGUAACAUCCCAAUCAAUCUUUUAAUAACAGAAGAUGUGAAUUUGAGACAUACCAGGUAUUGGACAAAUAUAUUAAAAAAUAUAUGACAUCGUGCUUCGUGGAUGAUGUGUGUUAUACUUUAUAAAUAAAAAAUCGACGUUUCUUCCAAAUGUUAUUUGUUUUGUUUGGAACGUUAUGGCAUGUCGUAUGUUAAAUCAAACAAACUAUGUCGUAAAAUUAAUACACAUGUAGCCUUUAUGUGAAUACUUUAAGUGAAUACUUGACGAUCAAAAAGUAAGUGUUGUCCUGUUGUUCCCCAAACAUGUUUACCAUUCACCAGUUUAAUAGACGAAAGUAAUAGACCGUGAGUCAAACACAUUGACACAAGAUUUGAUGAACGAGUGAAUUCAGAUCCUCAAUUACGCCAAAUAAUUUU
This is a messenger RNA of Owenia fusiformis, 2238 nucleotides long. The record is from the annotation of a GenBank genome assembly. Lineage: Eukaryota; Metazoa; Annelida; Polychaeta; Sabellida; Oweniidae.